Debaryomyces hansenii CBS767 is the source of this 4719-nucleotide messenger RNA. RefSeq names its product anaphase promoting complex subunit 1 (gene APC1). Bases 1 to 4719 code for a protein of 1572 amino acids. Gene Ontology annotation, cellular component: anaphase-promoting complex. The transcript has a single exon. Lineage: Eukaryota; Fungi; Ascomycota; Pichiomycetes; Serinales; Debaryomycetaceae. Gene Ontology annotation, biological process: protein K11-linked ubiquitination; metaphase/anaphase transition of mitotic cell cycle; anaphase-promoting complex-dependent catabolic process. Gene Ontology annotation, molecular function: molecular adaptor activity. The record is from RefSeq and is a predicted model, not a curated record.
AUGCAAAGUGACAUGACCCAAGGACUUACGUUACCGGCGUUUGAUCUAAGAUCUGAUAUCAGACAUCCGUAUUCGUCAAGCAUUGGCUACAAGACGGUAUUAUAUCCAAAUAGUCGACAGCUAUUGAUUUCUAAGAGAGAAGUGAUUCUUAUAAGAGGGUCUACGGUAACUAAGAAAUUGAAGUACGAUGAAGACAUAAUAGCGGCAUCAUAUACGUCAUUCAAUAGUGGUGGAUCAGGGUGUGAUACGAAUCCUACCGAUGCUUUGAUUAUCUGUCUUCGAAAAUCCGCAUACAUUAACUAUCCCGACGGAAGAUCGUACGUAGUAAGCUUUCCAUUUAGCUUGAAAAGUGCAUUACCGUUUGAAUCCGGAAUAAUAUUGGAAAAAGACCUGAAUGUGCCAUCAUUAUCUAGUAUAGAUAAUUUACAUCCACAACAAUUGCAUACCGCAAAGUUUCUAACGUUGGUUGAUCCAAUUGGAGACUUUAGGAUAAUUACUUCAUCGUCGACUUCAAUUAUAUCGCCACAUGAAAGAUUGAUGACAUUUCCAGCCAAGGGUUUAAAUAAAACUUCAACCAUAUGUGCUACAUUCAAUACUCUGGAAAAGACGGUCGUGCUAUAUCAUAUACGAUCUUCCGCUAGGGGAAACAAAAAGCUGGUCACCAACUCAUCGAAGCUCUCGAAACGAAAACAGAGUAUGAUUUCAACCCCAAAUCCGUCGAGGAUUCCUGAAGAUGAAAGUGUGCAUCUUGACCCCAACCAUAAUAAUAACUCCAUUUCAAAUAACAGUCUUCAAAAUGUCAUUUCUAUGAAUAUGGAGAAGAAAAGAACCAGCACCUUGUUAUCUGAUGUAUCAUCCAUAGCUAGGAUGAGCUCGGAUCCAGGUUUUCCUGAUUCUUCCAAAACAAAAUCUGGAUAUUCGUCCUUAGAGUUUGCAGUGUUUCGGAAGGAUAUGAUAUUAACGAAGAUAGACGCGUAUAAGUUGAAUGUGGACAAAUCACAAGUUGAAGUCUAUGGCUUGACGUAUGAAGACCAGGAAGCAAUAGUGAUAAUGAAUAAAUCUAGUAAAGAAGCUCAAGUUCAUAUAUUUCAGCAACUGUCAAGCCAUAUCCCUAGAUAUCAAUUCUGCUAUAGAAUACAAUGCGAGCAUUGUAUUCCACUUAAUAACUCUAAACAUGAAGGGUAUUUAGUGGUUUUGAAAGAUGAGCAUUCGCUUACUUUGGUUAACCCUUUCAUUGAUGUUGUCACAUUAAAUAUCGAUUUGGCUGGAAACUUCCCUCCUAUAAAAAUGUUGCAGUCGUCAUUCAAUGAAGAUGUAGCAUUACUAUCGAAAUCGGGAAAAGCAUAUAUAUUAAAACUACUAUUGGAUCCGUCGAACGAAUUGGUACUCAAGUGUUUACAAUGUUUUAAAUAUCUAUCUGGUUCCAAGAUUAAUGAAACAAUAUGGGUAUUAUGGCGUUCGGCACUUCUGUUAGAUGAAAGGAGAGAUGAUUGGAAUGCGUUUGUCAUUACUUUACUAAGUUUAAUUUACCCGUUUCAAGACGACUUCCCUUCAGGAAUAUCAAAUGAGAUUACAAAGAUGUUACCAAAAGCAAAACAUUUGCAUAGCAUUUCUCAAUUCAAUUACUCCUUUUCUGAUUUAAUUCCCUACGUUGUUAUUUCAUUACAUCUAAUAAGAGAAGAAAUGAAACUUGAUAUUUUGAGUCAAUCUAAUUUAAAUACUAUGGGAAUGUUCUUGACCCAAUUAACUACAUGGAUGGGAUGGCCCGAAUCUUGGAAUAAAUACUAUAUGAUUGACAUGAACAACAUAGAGAAGGUUACAAGAUUCCUCCUGGUUUGUGUUUUAGGAUCACCACCAAACCUACUUGCAUCAUUGACUAGUUUGUUUAGUGAUAGCCUUAUUCCAUACUUGUUCUUUUCACAGUUGGUGGAAGAAAGCGAUACCAUUGAUGAAUUGAUAACUCCAAGAACAUACCAUGUCCUAAAACUAUUCGAAAUAAUUGUAUCACCUCAUUACGAACCUACACAUGUAAUUGAUAUGAUGUGCACAUAUGGAAUUACUAUGAGCGACUUGGAAACUUACCCUCCUGGGAUAUAUAUCCCACUAAAAGAAGCUGUCCUGAUUUGUCAGGAGAAUCCUGCUUUUGAAUGGACUAGCAGAACUCUAGAAUUGGUCGGAAGAAAAGAUUUAAGCAUGUUUUUAGAUACUGAUGCGUUUCAAACUCCAUCUUCUCAUUAUACUGGACUUUCUGGAUCGACGUCUCAAUUAGUCACAAAAGAUAUUAACUAUAUUUUGGCUAACAUUUUUGACAAGAAUGAAUCUGUGGUUGCAUGGGAUGGUCAAUCAGAGGCAGAUAGAAUAAAUAUUACAAAAUUGAUAUUUGACUAUGAUAGACGGUAUUAUGAAAUAACGACCUUACUUCACCAAACGAAGACUCAAUCAGCGACAUUAACCACUGAUGAAGAUAUCAGCGAGUAUGAUAUGUUCAUUUUGCAAAGAGAACUAGCAGCUCUUGUGGCUCUUAGAACUCUAACUAUACCCUUAGGUAGAGCUGCAUUGUUUUACGCUGGUAGAAUGCCAUUAUUGACAGAGAAAUUCCCAAUUCCAAAAUUCAGUUUCAGUACACUAAUUGCACCAACAAUGACAAAUAUCAUCUUGUCCAAGGGAGCCAUAAGUGAUAAUAUUUCUGAGUGGGGAUAUUUCCAUAAUGGUGUUUCGUCCGGGUUGAGUAUCAGUAAGGACUCAAAAGGGAUUUCUGGCAGUUGGAUAAUUUUUAAUAAACCACCAGAACUAAAUUCACAGCAUGCUGGCUUCUUAUUAGGAUUAGGUCUUAAUGGACAUCUCAAAAAAUUAGAGGAAUGGCAUAUUUAUAAUUAUUUGGGUCCAAAGCAUCCAUUAACAAGUGUGGGUCUUUUAGUUGGUAUGGCCGCUAGUAUCAAAGGAUCCAUGGAUAACAAAUUGACAAAGGUCUUGUCCGUUCACGCAGUUGCAUUAUUACCGCAAGGUGCCAAUGAUUUGAAUGUUCCUAUCAUGGUUCAAACUGCAGGAUUAAUAGGAAUUGGAUUGCUUUAUCUUGAAAGUCAGCAUCGUCGGAUGAGUGAAAUAUUACUUUCACAAAUCACUAGUUCCGUAUUUCAGAAUGAUACUGAACAAAUUCAUGAAGGGUAUCGUUUAGCAGCUGGAAUUGCUUUAGGGUUUGUAAACUUGGGUAAGGGUAAUGACUUAAGAGGUUUAAAUGAUACACAUGUUAUAGAUAAACUAUUAGUGCUUGCCAUAUCUAUGAAAGAUUUCCAGUCAAUUCAAGAAUUAGACAAAUCUUGUUGUGGAGCUAUUAUUGCCCUAGGAUUCAUUUAUAUGAAAACUGAAAAUAUCGCAAUAGCCAAUAAAUUGGAAGUACCAAAUAAUGAACAAUUAUUGGAUUAUAUUAGACCUGACUUGCUUCUAUUAAGAUGUGUUGCAAAGAACCUCAUCAUGUGGGAAUUCAUAGAUAACUCAAUUGAAUGGGUGAAUAAUGAAAUUCCGAGACCAUUGUUAGAAAAAUAUUCACUUGAUAGUAUCGAUUCGCUAGAUAGUGACCAGUUAGGGUAUUUCAAUAUUCUAGGUGGUGCAUGCCUUUCAAUCGCUAUUAAAUAUGCUUCAACCCACGACAAGAAGGCUCGUGAUACGUUAUUAUAUUUCUUGGAUAAGAUGAUGGUUAUUUCAGUAGCUCCUGUCAAUAACUAUGAUCAAAGAAUGGCAUAUCAUUGCGCCAAUAAUACUCAAGAUCUAAUCGCAUUGAGUUUAUCUAUUAUUAUGGCUGGGAGUGGAGACCUAGAAACUUUCAGAAGACUAAGGAUCCUACAAGGGGAAACUAAUAAAGAUAUGGGUUAUGGUAAUUAUAUGGCAAUAAACACCGCCUUAGGGUUUUUAUUCUUAGGUGGUGGGCAGUAUGCAUUCAGCAAAUCAAAUUUUGCAAUUGCCUCCUUAGUCGUAUCCUUAUACCCAAUUUAUCCAAAUGAGAACAGCGAAUACGAAGUCCACCUACAGGCGCUAAGACACUUCUGGGCGUUGUCAGUUGAACCUCGAUGCUUAAUUAUUCGAGACGUAAAUACUCGCAAGCCCUGCAAGGUUCCAGUGACUAUCACAAUGAAGAAUGGAGAAGUCAAAGAAACGUUAUCGCCAUAUUUGUUGCCCAAUCUAAGUGAUAUAUUAAUGAUAUCAACUAAUUCACCCGAUCAUUUCAACGUUCAGAUCGACUUCCAAUUAAAUUCAGAGUAUUUGGAAAUAUUUAAGAAGACCCUCACCAUAUUUGUAUAUAAAAGACGUAACUAUCAACUUUUAAAGACUUCAAUUGGAACCUUGUUAAAGAAUGAAAACAAAAAGCUCCAGAUUGAUAAUGGUGAGGUCAGCAUAAAUAGCGAUGUCUCAAAAUUGCUAGGCUUGAAGUUUAUGGAGAAGCUCAAUACCUUCGAAAAGCAGAUUUUUCUCUACGAGAGCAGUGAUAAUGAUGGAGAAUACGACUCCCUUACCAACAAUUCGGGCUUAUCUAUUUUCAACAUCAUUGAUAAUAAGAUUGAAAUGCAAUUAAUGGCUACAAAACCGAAGACUAUUGAUGAUUUAUGGAACUUAAAGCUCAUUUUUGCAUUUACCGAUAGGCUACUCACAGAAAAUUUGCAUUUCAUUAGUUUGGGCUUUAUAGAACAGCUUAAGCAGAAUGUUUGGAAAUUAUCCAAUUCAUAG